CUUAACAGAGAAUUUGCACAACUCAAGAAAAAAUUGGCUGAACUAAACAACACUGUCAAUGAUAUAAAGCAGAAAGGUUGGUGUGCUUAUGUCUUUCUGUGUUCAAAUUAUUCCAUCACAGCAUCACAAGUUCAGCAUAUACAAUGUUACAUGAAUGUGGUGAAUUUUGGUUUGUACUCUUUUACAAAUACAAUGUAUUACAAGUUUCAAAAAUGUACAGGUUUACAUGAAAGCGAAUCGAUACUGCAUUAUACCAGAAUAAUUUAAACAAGAAUGAACAUAAAUUAAUACACAUUUGUUGCAUAUUCGUUAAAAUGUGUAGUUGUAUAUUGAUAUAUUUGUUCUAUGCAGAGAAAAAUAUCUUCCCGUUAACUAUUUUUAUCUAGUUUUGCAAUUUUAACAUUUUAGGGAAAAGUUGUGCUGAACUCUAUAAAUCCGGAGUGAGAUAUGAUGGUGUUUACACUAUCAACCCUGAUAUCCUUGGAUCUUUCCAAGUCAGAUGUGAUAUGCAAACAGAUGGUGGAAGGUGGACAGUGUUCCAAAGAAGACAAGAUGCAAGUGUUGAUUUCUAUCGUGGAUGGCAAGAUUACAAAAAUGGCUUCGGUGAUCUUAACGGUAAUUUUUGGCUUGGAUUGGAUCGAAUACAUCGUUUGACAAAAUCAGAACAAAAUGUUCUAAGAGUGGACUUGAUGGAUUGGACUAGCGACACAGCGUACGCAAAGUAUGGAUCAUUUUCUGUGGCGUCUGAGUCUGACGGUUAUAAACUGAACCUAGGCAGUUUUUCAGGUAAAUAUGAUUUGAUAAAUAUUAAUUUUAUUAUAUACAGUAUAAGUAGAGACGAAGCAAGGGAUGGGGUGUGGCUUAUAUAUGCCUGAAGGUCAUGUUACAGGAGGCAAGUUUUGCUACCUAUAGCAACGUAAUUUCGGACACAAAGCCAUGUUAUCUAAAACGUAGUCACAUGAAAGAUAGGUAGCUUAAGAUACACCAAAUCUACGACGCGGACGUGACGAAAAACUGCCGCUAUUAUCACAGUUUCACUUCGCAGGUAAAAACUAUGGAUUGGUUAAUGCUGGUAAACAAAGCCAGGGACACGAGAAAAACAAUUAAAGUAAAACUAGUCUCCCAUUAUUAGCGUCUGUUUUUUAGUCGCGUCUGCGUCACAGAUUUGGUGCAUCUUAAGCCCGUUCUCCACUAGGCGAAUUUAUUCGCGCGAACAGAUAAAAAGUAGGAAGCGAUCCUACUUUUUCGCCGCGAAUUUUUUCGCCGACCAAUCACGUUGCCGGAUUUCGGUUUUCGCUUCGCGUCGCGCGAAAAAAUUCGCCUAGUGGAAAACGGCCUUUAAGCUCCCUCCAAUUGAUCAUUUGAAAUACUCCCUUUUCCCAAUUCUCCUUAUAUAUUCACGCUUGGCAUAAAAUGUUGCGAAAUCGGCCAAACUGCCGAUCAUGAAGUUCAGCGGUCUUGCCCAUGAGCAUAGAAAAAAUUCAAGAUGGCGGCGAUUAGGAGUGAAUUGCAAAAUCUGUUAGGGCGAAUUUUUCAUCUUGUGAAAUAGAAAACUGUUGUGGAUUAUUGCGGAAACAAUCGAUGGGGACUGGUCAAUGUGCGAAACAAACCUUCAAUGAGAAAAUCACGUUCGAAUUAACAGAUUGGCAAAGGCAAACUGGUCAAUUUCUUUCUGUUGACAUGUUAAAAUACUUCUUGUAUAAGAUUUAA
Messenger RNA from Paramuricea clavata, 1710 nucleotides. The record is from the annotation of a GenBank genome assembly. NCBI's taxonomy places the organism in Eukaryota, Metazoa, Cnidaria, Anthozoa, Malacalcyonacea, Plexauridae.